This is a messenger RNA of Lecanosticta acicola, 677 nucleotides long. The record is from the annotation of a GenBank genome assembly. NCBI's taxonomy places the organism in Eukaryota, Fungi, Ascomycota, Dothideomycetes, Mycosphaerellales, Mycosphaerellaceae.
AUGGAGCCGUCUCUUCGGAACACGCGCGAACUCUCUUGUAUGCUGGGCCAAACCCGAACAGUCAACAUCACAAGACUGACAAUGAACCACACAGCCCGGAUCGACAAAAUGCAAUCCGAACUCCUCAGACGUUUCCAAGCCCUAGUAGAUCUCACAGCGUCGGUGAAGAAGAAAGACCGGAGCGCGACGGCCGUCGUGCAAUAUCAGAUCCAGUCGGAGACGAAAGCUCUGGUGAGUUGGGCCCGCAAUCCAUCCCAUAGAGCCCGUGAUGGAUGCAUCAUUCUGUGCUGAUUUUGCUGAUUGUUGUAGAUCAAGUCUGUAGAGGAUGUGCAGAGUUUGAUCCGGCAGUUACAGGAAAUGUGGCUCUUUGGGCAGCUGGAUACGCUGGGGGAGUCGCAGGUGCAGAAGGCAACGGAGGAGAAUGCGAGGGUUGUUGCGCUGUUGUUGGGGCAGUUGGCGGAGAAGGGGUUUGGUGUUGGUGUCGAUGGUGUUGGUGUCGAUGGUGGUGGGGUGGAGGAUGGGCGGAUGGAGUGAGUGGGUGGGUGGGUGGGUGGGUGAUUUGCGACGGCCUAUACUUCGAAUGGCGAAGGUUCAUGGCAUACACGGUCUUUCUGUAUGUCCCCGGCGCGAAUCUGGAACUCCGGGAGGCGGAUGGCGCGGAAUUCGCGUUGCAGUGA